This is a messenger RNA of Capsaspora owczarzaki ATCC 30864, 1190 nucleotides long. RefSeq lists its product as hypothetical. Lineage: Eukaryota; Filasterea; Ministeriida; Capsasporidae. The transcript is spliced from 8 exons. Bases 130 to 1110 code for a protein of 326 amino acids. Gene Ontology annotation, molecular function: cullin family protein binding; ubiquitin-like protein binding; ubiquitin conjugating enzyme binding. The record is from RefSeq and is a predicted model, not a curated record. Gene Ontology annotation, cellular component: ubiquitin ligase complex. Gene Ontology annotation, biological process: positive regulation of ubiquitin-protein transferase activity; protein neddylation.
GGCUCAGUCGCCAACUACACAGCUUCCUUCCCAUUUUGCUCGUCAUCACGCAGCAGUGAUCAGCAUACAACAAGCCCAACAGUUACAUCACAAUUAGACUCAUCCUUGAAACGCAGCCAAGCUUGAUCAAUGCCGCCAAGACGGUCGACGCGAGUCAAGGCACAGACCAGCGCACAGGCCGGCGAGGAGACGGCCGCACUGGCAAACCUGCAUCUGUAUGCCCACGGCCAUCACGAGAAUGGUGAUUAUGGCGAUGAUGAUGGUCAUGGCGACGACCACGACGACGACGACGACGAGGAGAGCGUCCAGGGCCAUGGGCGUGGACGCAAGCGCCGCGCGAAUGGUGCCGCCGCAGGAGCCCGACCUGGUCGCCGAGCUCAACAGCCGCGAGCCACUGCUGCUGCUGCUGCUGCUGCAUCGCGCAAGAAGUCACGAGUGGACGAUGAUGCACCAUUCUCGGAAGCUACUUGCACCGCUUGGUUUGAGCAUUACAUGUCGAUCGAUCCCGAUGAAUCAGGAAAGAUGGGACCCGGAGGAGUUGAACAGUUUUGCGCCGACAUGGAGCUGGCCGCAGACUCGCUGGCGGUACUGGUCAUUGCUUGGACGCUGGAAGCUGCUUCCAUGGGUUACUUUUCGUCGUCCGAGUGGGUGACUGGCAUGAAGAGCAUUCAAUGCGACUCGAACGCCAAACUCAAGCGUGCGCUACCGGCACUCGUCGCUGACAGCAUGACUCCAGGCCGGUUCCGCGAGUUGUACAAGUUUACGUUUCAGUUUGCUCGAAGCGACGGCCAAAAGAGUCUGCAGACCCCGGUUGCCGCGGCUCUGUUGCACCUUCUGCUGGCCGAGCAGCUGCCUGCCAUUGACUCUUUUGUCGAGUUUCUCAAUGAAACCCCGUCAUGCAAGGUCAUCAACCGGGAUCAAUGGAUGAGCAUCUAUGACUUUAUGAACUCGAUGGACCCAGAGCUGACCAAUUACGACGAAACUGCAGCGUGGCCUGUGCUACUAGACGAGUUUACAGAGUGGAUCAAAGAGCGCCGAGCAGCUGGGUUGCCGCUUUACACGCCACAAAACGGGGCAGGCGGGUAUUCUGAGCGGAUGAGCGUGGAGUGAACCAGCCUCUUUGUCGUUGUUUGCUUGAAUGCAGCUUGAGUUUUUGGCUUUUUUGCAAUGAAGAGAGUUAGAUUGAUGUG